Molecule: messenger RNA, 1305 nt
Organism: Pseudovirgaria hyperparasitica
Lineage: Eukaryota; Fungi; Ascomycota; Dothideomycetes; Acrospermales; Acrospermaceae
Exons: 3
Coding region: 58-927 (289 amino acids)
Biological process (GO): protein N-linked glycosylation
Cellular component (GO): oligosaccharyltransferase complex; membrane
Source: RefSeq, a predicted model, not a curated record
CAAGUUGGACUCGAAGCUUCAAAUUGAAGAAAGCUUCACACACAUCAUUGGGCAACAAUGCGUCUUCUGCACUCAAUAAUACCGACUUUGCUAAUUGCUUCAGCCCAGCGUGGACUGGCAGCUUCAUCUUGGUCUUUUGAAGAUGCCACCUUGACUGUGUCAGGCAAAGGCGCUGGAGUCGGUGGUGGAGCGAAGGAGAAACUGUCAGCUACCGUACCGUUGCCGAAGACGGUCGCUCUCGGAGGAAAGGACACAUUGAGAAUUGUUCUCACGACCACAGAGGAUAAGAAGGCCAAACGCCCGCAUCAGGCAUUCCUUACUCUCACUGAACCAUCAUCUGGCCUGGAAGAGUCCUUCCCGCUCACCUUGAAAGAGAAUGGAAAGGGCAAGGUCGAAGUUACACAAAAAGACCUGCCCACGCAACUCGUUACCUCCGCAGCUCCACUCAAGGCCUCACUGAUAGUCGCGUCCUUCGGAUCGAGCAAACCAUACCGUUCUCCUGUCUUCACAUUAGCUGUUGAGCAAGAUCCGGCCGCGCCAAUUACGAUCCCAGAGCCACCAAUCCGAUAUCGCGCCUUAGAAGAGAUUCGUCACAUCUUCCGGUCUGACCCUUCCUCCCCACCUAUUAUCAUAACGUUAGUCUUUACAAUCGCGGUCAUCGCGGCUCUUCCGGCUGUUCUUGGUCUAUGGCUCACUUUGGGAGGAAAUGGUAGCCAUUUUGGCAAAGCGAUGAACGCAGCGCCAGUAUCACACGCACUGUUUGUCGGAUCGAUUGUUGCUAUGGAAGGGAUAUUCUUCCUCUACUAUACCACGUGGAAUUUGUUUCAAACUCUGCCAGCUGCGGCGGCUGUUGGUGUUGUUGCUUUCUUGAGCGGCAGCCGUGCGCUGUCGGAGGUGCAAGAACGAAGACUGGAUGGUCUCAGAUGAGUCCGAAGCAUGGUAUUGAAGACUAUCAAACAUUCUCUCGGCCCUAGUUUCGGGUAUCAGAGUGUAGCGGAGGCUUUGUUCGAGGUGUCAUAUAGUGCCGGAAGGUCUUUUGUGCUGGGAAAUGCCUCUAUAGAUAUGCCAUGAUGGAUCUGGCUAUGCGCGAAGACAUGUAUCACCGCAGUAUGUAUCAUAAGCCAGUGCAAUAUGUUACGUGUCCUGGAGCUUCUCAAGCAACUAGGCUCAUGCGUUAACUCUAAAGUCAUGCACUGCUAAAACGUCCAUCCGGUUACAGAUAAAAGUGCACCUUUGUUACAGACACCAUAUAACGCAAUCCACCAAUUGGCUCAUGGAGAAUUUCCUCCCCUCAUCAUGUUGUUU